Vitrella brassicaformis is the source of this 5463-nucleotide messenger RNA. The record is from the annotation of a GenBank genome assembly. Lineage: Eukaryota; Vitrellaceae.
CUAUCAGUUUUUUGUUUUUGGCUUGCGUCCACCUCUCCGGACACGCACAGAUCAUCACUCAGUCAGCUGUGGAAGCUCCGGUGCUCAUGUGAUUGAUACAUACACACAACGUUACGUACGCGCCGAUAUAUCCCUGGGCCUUUCUCCCACCGGCCAGGGUCACUCACGUUGCGUGUCUGUCGUGUGAUGACCGGACUUGCACUGCACAGGUAGGUAGCUUAGCUGGUCGAGAUAAGGGAGAUCUAGCUAGCCAGGACAGACAGACAGACAGACAGGGAUGUGCUAUGAGCUGCACAGUGUGAUGCAUCACGGCACUGUGACAACGCCCGACCCCAACAUCCGUCAAUGGCGUCCGUCUGCUGCACACACGCUCGCACCAAAUGCAACAGUAGGCGGCAUCACCACGCCGGCUCAUCCUUCUCGUCCUCACCUGCACACACAUCACACAACGACACACCACACCACACGAACGCCUAUUGACCGUCCCCCUCUCCGCUAGCACACAUACCAUUGAAGACACUCAGGUCUUCCUCUAUCUCCUCCAUAAUCUCCUCCUCCUCUUCAUCAACCCCAACACCACCGCCAGCAAUCCCCCCAAACGACAUGACCCCACCGCUGCGAGCCGCACCCACUGCCCAGCUGUCGAACGAGCCUGCACCCCGGACGGCUGGCGGCUCCUGCUGCUGCUGCUGCUGAGGGUGGUCAGCUGGCGGGAGUGUGUCAGGCUGCUCGGGGCCGGUGGGAGGUCUUGUGGGUGAGACCGCCCUGCAACAAACACACACACAAAACACACACGCAAAAACUGGGCGACCGGUCGCGCAUCAUGAGACAUCCAUCUCGGCCACCCACCCCACUCACCUCUGCGCUCGCGCUCGCCUGAUGUGCUCGUCCAGCCGCGCGGCUAGGCUGUCACUCUCCCCAACUCGCGCCUUCUCCUCAGCACUGGCCCCCAGCUCUCCUGCACCCUCAUCGUCACGCACACGCUCAACCACGGCAGUGGCCGAAGGCGCAGCGGCCUCACGCCCACCGUCCCCACCAGCAGCAGCCGUAGCAGGGCUGUCGUGGCUCUCCAACAGCCAUUUGCGGGUGUCCUUCGUGGUGUCUGCCGCUGUGGCUGGUGAGCCGCCACUCGGCAACAAUGCGUCGAGACUCGAGAUGGACGGCGACUCCCCCGCCAGUGAGGGCCGCUUGUGCUGGUCGGGGUGCUGCUGCAGCAGGGGCGGCAGCCGGCCGGCAGGCGUGACGACUGGGGGAAGGGGCGCUGCCGACGCGGCCGAGACGGGCGUGGCGUCGUCCUCUGCGGCGGGCUGUUCCGUACCCCUGUCAUGCGCCUCUUCCCUCUGGUGGGCCUCCAUCUGCAUGAAAGUGUCGAUCUGGCGGUCGACCACCGCCCGGUCUGCCGCCGCUAUGGGGGACGAGUCGACGGACGCCGCGCCAUCAGGGGCAUUCUCCGCCAUGUCCGCACGGAUGGCGGCACUGGCGUGUGUGAAGGGCAGCACAAUCGACUCAGGCAGGGUGGAUGCAGGCAGGGGCGGGAGUGUGUCGUGCGGGCGGGGGACGGGGGAGAUGCCCUGACGGUCUGGCACAGCUGCCUUUGUGUCGGCCGCCCUCAGCUUGCUCACAUCUGGCCUCUCCGCCGGCACGUCUUCUCUGUCUGUCGGUGCGGCGGCCUCCUCCGGUUGCUGCUGCCGCUGUUUGUCUUGCCCCUCCUUGAGUCCCUCGGUGCUCGUCGAUCGCGCAGCCCAUUUCUCGUCCUUCUCCUCAUCUGCCCUCUCCGGUGGCGGCACGGCAGCCGUCGGGGCCUCUCGACGGACAGGUGGCGAGAGGGGAGAGGACGUGACGGCCACCGGCGCCAGCGAUGCGACCGGUGGGUGGCGUGUCUUGGGCAUGGUGCUGGUGCGAAGGGCGCAUGGGGCAGUGGCCGAGUAAGGCACCACCUCAUACGUGGCGGGUGGUGGUGCGAUCCACAAGUCCUCCCCCUGCUGCAGCUCGUCUCUCGUGGCCAGGAACCGCUCGACGCUGCCCUGAAGGCGAGCUGUGUCGGCCUCCAGAUCGACUCGGGCGACGCGCGAGGCGAUGGGGGACGCCGUGACGUCAGCCACGGGGUCUUCGUCAUGGUCUGUGGACGUCUCGAGGUUGAGGGUGUCCUUGAGUAGCUCGAGCUGCGACUGCAGGGUCGCCGUGUGCCGAAUGCGCGACUGCAUGGAGGGGAGCUGGGGUGCGGGAGGGGGGAGGGGGUGCUCACUCUAGAGGCACAACACAGACACAGGUGAAGAGAGAGAGGCGUGUAUGCCGUGAGGAAGGGAACUGCGGUGAGCGCAUCUCUCUCAUCCCAUCUCACCCACCCACCCUGUAUCGCUCGAUGGUUUGCUGGAAGUCCUGCAGCGUCUCAGUGUGUUUCUUCUGCAGACGCUCGAGCUCCUCUCGGUGCUGCUGCUCGCGGUCUCGGCUCUCCCUCAACAGACUCUGCACACAAAGACCAGAACACACACACACACAUAUACCGGGUGGUCGCAUUAGCUGCCGGAACUGACCCGCAGAGUCUCGUUCUCGCUUCGCGCAUGAUCCCAUUCGGCCUGAGAGGGGCGCAAAGCAGUGUUUGGCCUGUUUGGCGGACCCCUGUGGUGCUAUGCUGUGUGCUUACUUUCAGAUCGUUGUGUGUCUGCGGCUGCACGUAGGUGGCGACCUGCUGCUUGAGGGCCAGGGCCUCCUCCUCACUCCGACGUAGCGCCUCGCGCACAUCCUUCCACGCACACACACACAUCCGUCCAUCCAUCCAUCGUGCGCCACCUUCCUUGGCUGCUUAGCUUCUUUGUGUGUUGUCUGUCUGUCUUCGCUAACUUACGGCGUAUUGGUCUUUGUAUUCCUGGGCCAUCCGCUGGUACUCGUGCAGCUGCGUCAUGUACUGCGCCUUGGCGUCGGUGCUCGUGUCGGCCAGCGACUGACGCUCACGCUUCAGCGCCAACACCUCUCCCUCUAGCGCACGGUAGGCCUGACAGACCGACCGACCGACCGAUGCACCCGAUGAACUAAGUGGAUGGAGGAGUGAAUGUGGUGCGGGGGGCUGACCUGCUGGUCUCUGGAUGCGCCGGCGUAGGCCAGGCGCAGCUGCUCACGCAAGUCGGCCACCUGCACACACGACAGGCGAUGGGUGGGGUCGGGGGGCGGUGGCUGUCGCGUCAUCACCUACAUACCUCUCUUCGCAGGUCGUUGUGUUUGGUGUCCAGCUCUGCAAGUCGGUGCGAUUUCAUCUUGGCGUCACCCUGGGCGUCCUCAAGCUGACACACCGACCACAUAUUCACUCGGCGUUCAGUCGUUAAGUGGUUGGCUACCCGUUGGUGCAGCUCCUGGAUGCGCUCCUUCUCCUGCUGCACGAGGGCGGCCUCCUUCUCAAGUGACAUCUGGUCCUGCGACCAAUGAAUGACACACAGACGCGUCUGCCUUCCUGCGUCCCUCCCUGGUUGUGUCCCUCUCUCACUCUGUGGAGGUUCCUCCUGUCCUCCUCAUAGCGGCCCUCCACCUCCCGCUCGAAGGCACGCAUGCGCUCCUGCAAGUCACGCUCACUGCACACAGACACACACACACACACACACGCACACACACACACCAGGCAGACAUACGUGUCAUGUAAUCAAUCGUGUGGAUGGCACCACACUCCGGGUGCCGACCGUUUGUCUUUCUCGGCCCUGAAGUUCUCCUCACGGUCACGGAGGCGCAUCUCGCGACCCUCGUACGCCUGAUGAUAACCACAGAGACACACAUGAGUGGGGUGUCUGUCGUGUGUGUGUGUGUGUGUGUGUACCUGUUGCUUUGUCUGGAGUGCGUGUCUCUCUAGCUGUAUAGUGCGAUCGGUCUCCUGGCGCUUCUUCCAGAUGUCUUCCAGCUGCUUGAUCACAUCCUGCCUGGUGUACAUGUUGAGAGUAACAGACAGACAGACAGACACACACAGAGAGAGAGAGAGAGAGAGAAAAGGAGUGAGCUGACACACAGCUACCUAUAGCUAGCUGUGUAGAUUGCGUGUGGUUGGCUAGGUCACCUUGCUUGGUAGGCUUUGUGUUCGAUGUCCUUUUCCUUCUGCUGCAGCCGCUCUAUCGCCCGCUGCUCCUUCACACGCAGACGCUCAACACGCUCCCUGCACACACACAGACGGACAGAGUGCACGCGUCUGUUGCGCAGCCACAUUCCAGCUCACUGCAAUGGCGUACUUGUGUAGGCUGUCAAGCUGUGCCUUGUACUGGUUCAUCUCCUCCCUGCAGCGCUUGUUCUCCUCCAGCCGCACCUGGCUCAUCUCCAGCUGACGGAUGCGCGACACCUCAGCUGACAACUCCUCACGAUACCUACACAACCACAACCACAACCACCAAGAGGGAGAGAGGGAGAGAGGUGAAUGGGCGGUGUGUGUAACACGCACCACAGACGGACCUGUUCUCACAUUCCCUCUGGAACCUGAUCAUGCGCUCCUCCACCCCCACCCUGUCCACCUCCCUCACGUCGCCCAGCGCAAGCCGAUGCGACACCUCCAGCCGACACAGCUUGGCAUCCACAUCCUCCCCGGGGCCGUCAUCCUCAGUCUGCACGAAACACUCGGCUGUCUUUGGGGGUCUGAGGGCCGACUGCAGCAGGCCAACGAGGUCUGUCAGCAUGGGGGCGGGCUGGGCAGAUGUUGAUGUGUGUGUGAAGGGGUGGCCGGGGGGGAUGUGGAGGGAGGUGGCGACGUCCUUUCGAGAUAGCACGUCCGUCGGGUUGAGGCCUGACAGACACAGACAGAUGCGCUCCAUCCAUCCAUCCAUCCAUCCAUCCAGCGCCCCACCGAGGUCCGGCACGACGACAGAGAGCGAGUACAUUUUGCCCUUGACCUUCAGGUAGUCCACCACCAAACUGCCCAGAACCCGCUCCUCCAGACCCAGCGCCUCACUCACUACUGGACCACCGCCCUCACCGCCCCGCAGCGUGGUGAUGAGCUGGUGCCUCAGGUGGGCCUUGAGCGACUGCGCGAUGCCCCUCUCCUCGAUGGUGCGGUGCAGCUGGCUCCGCAGACGGGCGACCGUCGCGGGCUCUUCCUGAAUGGCUGGUAGGUAGGCCUGAUGCGGCGGAGGGGGCGGCGCUGCUGUGUCAUCAGCAAUGUAGAUUUCCUCCUCGUAUGGAUCCAUGGCGUGGCGCGCCUGUGAACCUGGCGAAAGGCAUACACAACAGCAGCCAGGCAAUGAAUGGCGGCCGGCGGCAUAAAGUGUGUUGCCUUCUCACUGUAGAUGAGUGUCACUUGAGGCGUUCCGAUGGUUCGAAGAGAGCCAGUGAGCACCGGUCAGCAGCCUCGCGUCGCCCCUGCAGUGCUCCCAGCUCCUCUAACAGCAACAAAACGUCGAAACGAGGCGAUUGUCCGAAACAAGACAGCCGCUGGAACUGACAGCUGCGGCAAUGUGUCUGGGAAGGCCUCUACCACACUUGCACACAGCAAUUUUCGGC